AUGGCCAGUCGUCUCUCCAAAUUAGAGGCUGAGAAAUUGGCUAUUAUUCAACAAUCUAUGUCGAACAGAGGUAGGUCUCUCUCUCCAUCGGGGAAUAACUCUAGAUCUUCGUCUGCUCUGGCCGAUGACUUCAACAAUAGAGAAAUGAAAUGGUCUAUCAUCAAUCACGACCCCCUGGAAAGGAUCCAAGGAGAGAAUUCGACAGGAGCUGCAGCAGGCGAGGAAAUGUGGGACGACGAAAAUAGCGAAGAGGAACACAUCAGUGACGACUACGAGGGUGAGAAGUUUGAGUACAACGGAACGGGGAAUAUUCUUCCUAACUAUGCAUGCCACGACGAGAAGAUGACCGAAAUCUCAUCGAUCUUGGAACAUUCCAACUUAAAUGACCAGGAAACCAUCAAAAAACUCGAGGAGCUCACUGCAAAUGAAAGGGCUGUGGCCAACGCUAAGAAGAUUGGUUCAAAUGUAGACAAUGAUGUUGUGGCCAAACUAGCUGAAAACAAGCACGCGUUAACCGGGCAGGACAAGUUAGAUCUUAACAAGUCAGAUCAAGAUGCUGAAUCCAGGAGGCAGAAAUUAGAGGCUUACCAAGCCUAUCGAAGGAAGAUCAUCCACCAGGAAAAUGACAACUUACGGGGGCGUCAAUCACCGUCGUCCAAGAAAAGUGACGAUACUACGACUGAAGGGUCAGAUGCUUCCGAAUUCAUGAUACCAUACACCUCAGCUGUGGAAGAUAAGUUGGACUCUGAGUUUGCAUUCCAGCUCAAUGAGACGAUUAAAGAGGGAGAAGUUGAUUCCAACAUUUCUCAAUCAAGGGUGAUCCAAACGAUUACUCGAGGGAACUUCUUCCAACUUAUCAAUCCUCAAAUCAAACCAAAGAUGUUUUUGCUAUGCAUGGACUUUAGUCCCGAAUCUAUUUUCGCUCUUGAGUGGUGUUUGGGAACUGUUUUAGUGGAUGGAUCUGUUCUUUUUAUCGUUUGUGUGAUUGAGGACAACGACACCAAUCACCAAUUGAAAGGAAACACUCUGAAUGAAUCUGCAAGAGAAAGUGCUCGAUUGAACAUGCUUAACAGAGCAAAACAACAGGUUUUGAAUUUGCUCAAGCUCACGAAAUUGCAGCUUCAUAUAGUGAUUGAGAUCAUACACCAUCCUAUUCCCCGCCACUUGAUCUUAGAGUGCAUUGACAAUUUGCAGCCAACACUCGUUGUUGUCGGUUCGAAAGGCCUGAGCGCCAUUAAGGGAGUUUUGUUAGGGUCGUUGUCAAAUUAUUUGGUCACUAAGUCUUCUGUUCCGGUCAUGGUUGUGAGGGAGAAGCUUAAGAAGAUCAACAGGUUCAAGAGUGGUUCAUCGAUAUUCUCCAACAAUAUCAAGCCUUUGACGUUGUCAGAAGCUAGAGUGGAUUAA
This is a messenger RNA of Metschnikowia bicuspidata var. bicuspidata NRRL YB-4993, 1404 nucleotides long. RefSeq names its product Imp2'p. The record is from RefSeq and is a predicted model, not a curated record. The transcript has a single exon. The coding region runs from base 1 to 1404 and encodes 467 amino acids. Lineage: Eukaryota; Fungi; Ascomycota; Pichiomycetes; Serinales; Metschnikowiaceae.